Molecule: messenger RNA, 9654 nt
Organism: Mycena indigotica
Lineage: Eukaryota; Fungi; Basidiomycota; Agaricomycetes; Agaricales; Mycenaceae
Exons: 21
Coding region: 1-9654 (3217 amino acids)
Biological process (GO): fermentation
Cellular component (GO): membrane
Source: RefSeq, a predicted model, not a curated record
AUGAACCAUGCAUUCGACCAAUUUCUCCUGAUUGCUUGUAUUGUGGUUGUGCUGGUGCUGCUGCUUCACUUCUUCUACCUGAAUCGCAUUCUUGCCUUCGCACUUGGCUUCGCAUUCCGGGUCCUCUAUUGGAACCAGAGCCCGUUUAGCAUAUGGCUUGAAAUUGGGUCUAUCCACUUCUCUCUUCUUGCUGGUCGUAUACUCUUCAAGGAUUUUGCCUACCACUCAAGCAACCAGACCAUCCGUAUAGUCAAGGGACAGAUAGAAUGGAGAUACUGGAUUCGCCGGCCAGCAUCGGAGAAUGAUAUUGCCCCAGCUCGGGUUUUGGACGACGCGAAGCAUGGCCGGUCUCCGUCCUGCCGCGUGCAAAUAUCGCUGCAGGGUGUCGAAUGGUUCUUGUACAACAGGACCGCUGCCUACGACUCAAUUGUUGCCCAGAUGGGAGCCAAGACAUCUCCCAGUCGUCCGGCUUCGCGAAACACUGACACUGGCGGCCGUCAGUCGUCAGCUCAGCAAGCUUUCGUCAAUUCUAUGCAGGUCCCGGCCGUUGUUCAGCGAGCAUGGCAAUGGAUACGACAGGAGCUGCCCACACUCGACCCGAAAGAUCUAUUACCGCUUGGAAUUGAGGUUACUAAAGGCGCCAUCAUUUGUGGCAACCCAUCCACUCCCAAUUUGCUUGUAGCGGAGUUCAAGCGGACCGAAGGAAUGUUUGGCAUCGUUCAGUCCCGCUCCAAGCAUGAUCUUUACAAGCAACUGCUCCACCUUACUUUCCAACAAGCCAUCGUUCGAUAUGUCCAGAAUGAGAACUACCGUGGGCCCAUGACCGUGACAGGCGAGCUCCUCCGGAAUCCGAUCAAAAAGUCCACUAAGCUAGAUCAAAUCUCGGCAUAUCUAUCUUACCAGGGGUUUGCGAAAGUGUGGCGUUCAUUGAGGCUCUACAAUCUCAUCAAGAAAUUCCCCACGAACGACGACCUGGCGAGUCACAGCGUCCCGCGGUCUCGUAGUCACGGAAAGCAUAAAAGCCUCGAUGAGGAAACACCCCUCGGCGCCGAUUUUACGACUUUCGAGUAUGCGAUCGAGCGCAAGAUUCUCGAGGCUCCUGUGGUAGAGUUGACCUACUAUACGGAUGCUGUUGGCGACGUUCCGCCGCUGCCGCAUACUAUGGACAUUGGGCCUGGAGACAUAGGGAAUGGAGACAUGGGUCCAGAGUGGGGCGUUGACCUCGUCAUCAGGAGUGGCAUUGUGCGAUAUGGCCCAUGGGCGGAUCGUCAGCGGGCUGAAUUGCAAAGAGCAUUUUUUCCUGCAACGUACCAGAAUGCUGAGCAAACUCCACGACUGAAACCUGGAGACAAACGCGUCUGGACGGCUCUUCAAGUUUUCGUGGAGUUGAGAGAUGAUACGACACUUUACAUUCCAUUCCGCGAGGCUUCAAAGAACUGGCAGUGGGACGGCAAGACAUCCAUGCAACGGCGAUCAAAGAAACGCGACCCAGCUUCUAUCCACGUGACCGUUGGCGAUCGCUCGUCCAUCAAUUACAUUCUGCCAAUGAUUGCUGGUCCUGCGGGCUAUGAAUCUGUCCUGGAAGUGCAUCUGGAUACAGUUGCAGUGACCUCGAGUCUGAACGACAUCCAACUUGUGUCUGCCGAAUCGUGUCGCAUUCGGGGUGACCUUCCCUCUCCCCUUGAAUGGAAUGCACUGCGAACAUGGAAAUUCGGCAUAUCUUUGCGCCUUCCCGUGCUAUACCUCCUUCGAGACCACAUCAACAUGUUUACCGAUCUGGCUAAAGAUUGGGCCUCAGGUCCGCCCAGUGACUACCACCGAUUCGUUCCAACCAAGUAUACCGUCGAGCUCGACCUUCACCAUUACGAACUGAACUUAUACGUUAACGACAAUAAUAUCAUCGAUAAGCCACUAAUCAAAGAGGAAAAUGCUUUACUUAUUGCCCGUGCCACCCGUUUGCGGAGCGUCGUCCACAUCCCAUCAGAUACCUUCAGACCCGAAUCAACGACGGUGCCAUUCUCCAUUGAAGUCCCCGACAUUGCCAUCAAUCUUUCCCUCCCUCGCUGGAACACGUGGGCUUUGCAUGCUCCUCCGGAUGGCAAUAGUAUCGGGAAAGCGCGAAUACUCAAAUUCGAUGGCUCCUAUCGAUACUUUGCUGAUGUCGCAGAGGGCCAUGUAGAACAGCUGAAGCUUGGUAUCACGGUCCGGGACAUUGCAUAUAAAGGGCUUGGAUGGUCUAUCCGACAUUUUAUGAUCCUUCAAACGAACUAUUUUGGCGCUUUCACGACCUUUUCAACGCUAUACGAAUACCUGGAAAAACGGAAACGGGGCAUCCAGGGUGACCCUGUCAUGCAGCAAUACCGAGAGGGACAGCGGAAUAUGCUCCAAGUCGAUCUAGACUUGGAUCUUCAGAAUGGUACGCUGGUCCUUCCAGCUGGAUUGCCUGGAUACGAGGAUUCCGCAACCCUCCGUGACCCUAACAACAACUCGGGAAAUAUCGGCUCAUGUCUCGUCGUUGAAAUUCCUGAACUCCAGGUCCAUUUCCGGUUACACGACUAUUAUAUGGAACUUUCGCUUAAUGUUGGUCCUCUCAUUGGGUGGAUUGACCCGCAUUUCCCGGAGAAGAUGAGCGAUGCACGCGUCCAUCGGCGGCCUAAAGAGAUCAUCGUUAUUGAAGGAAUUGACAUUACAGCAAAUCGACUGUUCGGGCCUAUGCCCCUCACUGUUACUUAUGUCUGCAUUUGGGAGAUUAAGCUUGGAUGUGUCAAGACUAUCCUUUCUGCGCACGACCUGGCAAUCGUGUCCGCUGCUAUCAAUUCCUUCUUGCUCAACUUUUCGGAUGUCUCAAACGCACCAGCAGCCGCAUAUCAACUGCCCAGCUACCCUGAUAUUACCUUCUUAAAGUUGUCGCUAGAGGGACUUGAAGUAACAUGGCGCCUUAAUCGUAGUGGGAUACACUUAUCUUUACCCCGCGGGCUGGCUGUGGAUAUCAAUGACGUAGGCGGCAAACAAUAUCGAAAGCUCACACGGCUCAGCGUGCCGUCGCUCCUCGUCAAGCUGCUCGUUCGGUCUUCUACAGCCGACCGGCGGUGGCUGGAGGCGGGCGGGCUGGAAACCGAUGUACAUUUGGAUCUCUAUGCCGCGCCUGUUGGCUGGAAGGAGAAAGCUGACGCGCAAACCGAAUUUGUCACAACGCAAGAUCAGUCGACAAGCAGAGCUAAACGAAUGCUCAGUAAUAUGAGCGACGCUGUGUCGUCUCACCGCAAAGGUGUCUAUCUUCCUCAGCCUCGACUGUCCCAUGCUCGGCAUUAUCAGAGCGACUCGAAACGACCAGUGGCUCACCAUGCACCUAAACCAUCUCAUUGGCACAAGCUGAACCACCUAUCGGAAUCUGAUGGAGGAGAAGACGCGUUGGACACUGAUAGAGAUGCCGCCCUUGCCAAGCGGAGGAGCACACCCAUCAUCCAUCAAAACGAUGGGGACCAAAUGAGCGGAGAUGAAUCAGACACAGAUGAUUUAGACCAAGAAACCUCUUCUGAUGACGAUUGGUCUGACUUGGAUGACCCAACCGAUCGUGCUCUGCCACACUUGAAGCAAUAUUCACGACUUUGUGGUCAAUACCUUGCUCUCUAUCUUGAGUCCCCAUCCAGAUGGGAGGGAUCGCCGUUUUCUGUUGUCAAGGUCAGUCCAGACACCAAUCUGAUCGUGUCGGCUGAUCCGUUCAAGCCGUUGACACAUCAUUCAAGUGCCGAAGCGGCUCCAUCAUCCCCUUUCACUGGAUCCGCACCUAUGAAAUUGGAUCCAGAGAAGGGUCGAUCGGUAUAUCGUGUUCUCUCAAAAAACGGCGUCGACGUACUCUUAACUCCGCUGGUGUCCGCAGUUUUAGAAAGCCUUGCAUCCGAUUUCGGCCAACUUAGAACUGGUCCUGAGCUGGUUGUCGAUGCCCUUCUGGAUAAUUAUAUGUCUAGCUUUGGCAAACAGAACAAAGUCAAGAGUAUCAGUCUGUUUGACGUGCAGCUAUCCCUCGUCCAAUUCCGUGUAUUACAUCACGUGACGGCGUUUGAUGGUAAUUCCCCAACGACAACGCGUGUGCCGACUAGUGGCAUUGCAUCUAUGGUAUUCUCCUCACGCGAUAUCCACAUACGAGGAUCUGGAACGACUUUUGAUGUGAAAAUUGGGAAUAUCGACCUCGAAUUGAGCGCAGCAAUACCAGACUUGGAGGACGCCCAUGACGUUGCUCGAAUAUCUUUGUCGGACACAGGCAUCAAUUUAUCAAAGGCACAUGUUGGUGCUGUUCUUGGUGCAACUACUUUGCAGAUCGGUCAUCGCAGUCUGGCAUAUAUGGCGCGAACUGGCAGCGCGGUUGCGACCACCGUGCAAGAUCUCGUCGUAACUGCAAAAAGAUGGCAAAAACACCGAUCUACUGUGACGUACAAUGUCGUGCACUCCAUACUCAAUGCUUCUCGCACCUCUUCCGUUGUGGAUCCACUUUUAGCCAUCCAACCUUCCUUCCUUGUUCAGACUGGUCUGCCUCAGGCACUUCGUCUAGAUGCAGGCUUUCGCUUCAUCUUCCAUUUGCGCAAUUGUCUGUGGGAGAUGCUGCCCAACAGUUUCUCUCUGUCGAACUCCAAUGUCUCCGAGUUGGAGGAGCUCUUGAAGGCUCGCCUUGCCACCCUAGAUGUGGACACCUUGCAUGAGGACCCCAUUACUUCAUUAUAUUCCCUUUUUCCCAAACUCAAGUCAGUUCCGGAGGAGUCGCCGCUUCCAUCAUAUCCGACUGUUUCAGCCUCGUUCGAACUCACCAGAUUUGCUCUCGUUCUCCAAGACCCAUUGGGCGGUCUUGCCAGCGAAUUUGGUCUGACUGAUGUGGUCCUGCGAAUGCAUCUGAAGACCGCAGACUUUUCCGAGGCUGCUCAUGGGUAUUCGUUGAUGGGCAUAUCUCAGGUGUCGCUCGGUCAUCCUGCGCGUUCUCUUCAUCAGCACGUUGCGCUUUCCUUGUCGACAAGCGGCAUUCAUGUUGCCAUUUCGCCCCGGUUGAUGCCUUUCGCUCAAGAGAUCUUGCGGGUUCAGCGGAAACACUUCUCGAAUGUUGGGAACAGUAGUCGCAGGACGAAGACUCGGUCGAAAGAGUCAUCGUCGAGGACCAUCACAUUCACUGCCAGUAUGGACCACAUACAGAUUCAGGCGGCGGCUGAGAAUCUCACGUUUGAAUUUGGUCUUGCAGGCUUGCGAGUGGCAUCAACUUUGCUCACCCGGAGUAAUAAUUCUUUGCCACAGUCCAUCAAUAUCUCCACAAGUUUCAAGCAACUUUUCGUGCGAGCACGCUCUCCCACAGAUCCAUCUGUGCGGACGCUACAGGACAUAUUAGCCUCCAUCACACUCUCGGCUUGCAAAACCAACACCCUCGUGGGUUAUGAGGCAACUGCAGCGUCCCAAAUUCGUGUUGUCUUUGAUAUCGGGGACUUCCAUUUCAAUGUCCCACGUAGUGCUCUUCGGCUGUACCGGUUUGUCCAAGAAUGGCGAGCGGAUUACUUGCCUGGGAUUGAGGCAACAAUCAAAGACCUGGUCGCUGAGAUGCAGCGAGCGCCAAUGAAACCAUUAUCACCUACUCCCUCGCGGGUCACGCAACGCGCACCGAGUGUCCAAAUCAACGGUCAUGUGAAUUCAUUUGGCGUUUCUCUGCAAGUAAUGCAUGGCACCUGGCUGUCCUGGAGAGUAUUCGAUAUCAUCGCGUUCUUGAACUCUGCAAGCGGAUUGAAGACCUCUUUUGGGCUGCGAUUUGGCUCGCAGGUGUUCAGCAUCACUUCCAAGUCGAAUACAUUUGACGUUGCUCGCGAUACCAAGCUCAAAGUUCAAUUCCCAUCGGUCACUUUAUCUGGGGAAAACAAUGGCCUGCAGCUCCACACCACCGUGCUCGUCGACUUCUUGGAGUUUAAGGUCAAGCCGGCCCAUUGGGACACGCUACUUGCGGUGCAGCAGAAAUUCGGGCAGGACUUUAAUGACCUUGUUAAGCUGGUCCAGGAAACUCGAGCGGCGAGACCGGCCCCCAAGCUGACCAAGCAGGCCCCGGUGGUCCAGUCUUCCUUGAAGUAUUCCGGCUUCUUGAAGAUGCGAGGGUUCCGGAUUGGCCUCGAAGGCCUUUCGUCCACAUUUUUCCUCGAAUGCUUUGAUAUUGGAGGGAGUAUCGACAACCUGUCUCGCCGAACCUGGUCGGUGACGCUCACUGACUUGGCCUUGUCACUGGCCCCCAGGGCCGUUGCAGAGCCUCGAAACGCCACUUUCAACCGACAGCGCAGAUCAGCCUUUGUCAUUGUUGAUCUGGAGGUCAAGGGCGGUGAGAGCGGUGCAGAUGAGGAUGUGGAAAAUGUUCUCCAGACGACAAUCACAAAAAUUCAUGCAGUCAUGCAGCCCAGUUCUAUUGGCGAGGUUGGCGACUUCGUUGAUCAUAUACAGGCAGAAAUGUGGGACCGCAAAGAGCAGCGAGCCGUCGAACUCGCUGCGUUCAAGGAGAAGGCUCAGAGUAUUCUGAAAACCUUUGAAGUCGACGUCAAGGACGAUCAGGAAAAGGAGACGUCCACAUGGCUCAAGUCUUAUUACAUCAACCUGUCAAUACACAACAUUGGUGUCGCAUUCCCACUCAUUCACGACCCUACCCUCGAACUCCCACAAUCAGGCUCUGGAGAUACGAGUGCAGUGAGAGCAUUCUUAUUCUCGAUCAAGAGCAUCAAAUUCGGGACACGUCGCGGCGAGUCUGGCGAAGCCAAGAUGCAGGACUUGUCUUUCCAGUUUGUAUCUCGAUUCCGGCAGUCGGUUGCUGCAGAUUUCUCUGGCCAAAACCAUCAAACCCGUAAUCGUCUGAUUUAUCCUGAAAUGACUGCCCAGCUUCGGUCUGCUGGACUUGUCUCUGCUCGCAACAUUUGGAUGCGUGCCACAGUUAGCGGAUUUAUCUUGGAUCUGGACUCAAGCAUCCCCGAUUAUAUUUUUUCGAUCAUUGACGUGUAUGAGCAAGGCAAAGAGCGAGUGACCAGGUUGAGUGCAAGUUUGCCACGUGCUACGACUCCAUCUGUGACUCCCGCUGCUCAACAAUACCCUGCGCUUCCGACAUCGAAUGUUUUCGCGUCACUCGUGUUUUUGAGCGGCAAAGUACGCGCCUACAACAGGGCUGCUUCUGAAGUAUCCAUCGCAACCUCGUCAUCCUACAUCAACGGUCAACCCACCGACGCACAAGUCAUCAACAUGGGCGCAGAUGUCUUCAAUUUGCCGGUUGUCUCGGUGUGGGCAGAGUACCGUGCCACACCAGCCUCACAAAAAGUGGGAAACAAUUCGGACUCUGAGCCGUCCAUCUUGGUCUUCAAGAGCACUGUCCAUUCCAGCCAAAACACUCUCCGACCGACGACAUUGCUUCCAUUCUUGACGGAACUGGUCAGCCGCAUUGAAACACGCAUGCGCCAGGCUAGCAGACGAUCAGGCGUAGUCCUUCCUGAGACCUUUGAUAUAUCAACUCCCAGUGUUCAAACGAAACAACUCGAACUCCCAGUUAAGAAGCCAACAACCGAGGUCGCGAUACAACCACAGCAACGCUUCCAAAUGGUUUUCAGCUUGCGGAUAGACCAGUCGAAACUCGAGCUGACUUGCCAGCCUGAUGUCAAUGUUAUUGCUGGACUGCAUUGGGACAGCGGGGGAUUCGUUCUCCAUGUUUCGCCCUGGGAGCGUAAGGUGACUUUUACAGGAAGUGUUGGCGGGCUCAAUGUUGGGCUGAAACAUGGAUUCUUGAGCGAAGAAUGCGCCAAAUUGGACAUGCGGAAUUUGACCUUCUCUGUAACAUUUGCCAAAACUGCAAUUUCUCCCGGCAAGUCGGUCAGCUCUGUCUCCCUUGUACUCGACACGGAAAUUCUCGGCGCCGUCAGAUUCUCCCGAUUGCAGGAUAUUUUAUGUUUCAAGGCCGUGUGGUUAGAUCGAAUUCCCAUCUUCAAUUCGAGCGCCGCAGUCGACACACAAUCAGUAUCCAAAUCUGUGGCCGACAGUAUCCCGCAAACAGCAGUGGCCCAUGAAUUCACCACUCUGUUGUUGAUUCGCAUACGACAAAUCAGUCUUGAAGUUGACCUUGGCCAAUCCAUCAGUUCGAUAACCUUGGACCUCCGAGAAGCGAUGGCGCAGACUAAAAUCACGGAGGAGCUCAACGAUGUCCUACUUUCAGUCUCCGAUGUUUCCAUUGGCGCGAGAGGCAACCUGUCUGGUCACGCCAGCGUUGCAAAUUGUAUCUUCCAGACAACUCGAAGGACCCCAACAAGUAGUGACGCAGGUUACAACCGUAUGCUGGAGCUGAGAAUGACAUCUGAUGCUCUUGUCGCGGUUCUGGAGUCAGACCACCAAAAACUGCUCUUCUAUCGAGCCGAACCCAUCGAAGUUGAUAUCUAUGAUGACUGGUCCGGUCUCUCAACAGAAGCAGGUUCUACGGAUCGGGUGGUUCGCUUGCUUGCGUCAGUUGCCAGCCCUGAAGUUGUCGCUGUUGUGACUGUUGGCACCAUUCCCAAAUUGCUUUCAUACGGGAACAAGUUCAAGGCAAAUCUAGAAGCCCAACGCGAAGGGGCAAGUCGAGAGUCAAAGACAUUCCAUCUCAGUCGAACCCCAAAUCCAGACAAUCCGUUGUCGGCUGUUGCGGAAGCCAUGCUCGUGUCUGCCAAAAGUCGAUUCAAAGAGGCGGAUGCGGGGCUUUCUUAUGUCGUGAAGCAGCGUCUCAGCCUUCGACUGGGCACUUUGCGUCUGGUCGUUUUCCCACGGACAGUAGGUGACCUGGAAAUGGCGCAGUUCAUUGGCAAUGAUGUUGGUGCGCAACUUGAGCGUUUGGUCAAGUCGGAUGCAUCGCCCCAUCGUGACCUCAAACUGUCUUUCUCGUACAUGUCGAUUUCGCGGCUUACUCAGUUGGGGCAUCUUGCUCCCCCGACCAUCGCGACUGUGGGAGCAGAAUGGAUGGCGCCUCUAGUUAAAGACGCCAGCGAGGCCAUUAUCGUGGGGCUGCCUUCGAUGGAAAUACACAUGAUCAGCGAAGAGAAAACAGAGGCCAUUUCAACUCGCGCUCUUGACUACGACUUCGACAGCCGAUUCAACAGACGCGGUGCUCAGAACUUUGAGGACAUCUACAUCUCGCUGAACGUGUCACUAUAUUCCUGGCUGACCCUCUUGCGAAAGAACUUGUCGCGGGAGAUGGAUCAAGUCAAAGCGACUGCUGAAUGGCGCACAACGGUUGCUUCAGCGGCCCCAACUGGUACUCGUCGCAAGAUGGCGGAAAUCCAGAGCGAACUGGCGAAACCCACUCGGGCACCAGUCAAGUCUGCGACUCUCGCACACCCUCCAAGCGACAAUUCAGCAAUGCUUUCACAAGACACUAAUGACCCAUCAAGUUCAACUGAAAAGGCUGGACUUGUCUAUCGACCAAGGCGGCGACAAAUCGAGAGACUGACAAUGCGACAACUGGGAGAGGCCACACCUGAUGUGAUGCAUCCGUUUUUCAUGAAGAAGGCGGGAUUCAAUCUUGAAGACUCGUUCCCGCAAUACGUCAACGAAUAUGCGACUGGCCCGAUGGAAGAGAUCAUGGAAAGUCUGCUCAAACUGUACACGCGACAAUUGCUGGCGGGGAGUCGUGGUGGUGGUUAA